Messenger RNA from Pisolithus orientalis, 1169 nucleotides. RefSeq lists its product as uncharacterized. Lineage: Eukaryota; Fungi; Basidiomycota; Agaricomycetes; Boletales; Pisolithaceae. The transcript has 5 exons. The coding region runs from base 36 to 1118 and encodes 360 amino acids. The record is from RefSeq and is a predicted model, not a curated record.
GACGGGUUCUCACUGGGACUCAGUACUCAAUCGUCAUGCCCCAACUUCCACCUACGCUGAAAGGCUAUGACAACCAACCCGGUAUCGUCAGCGCAUACAACAUAAUUCUCGGACUUGAAUGGAGAAUUCUACGCGAGAUUGACUCGGAGAAGGACAAGUUGGACAAGAAGACGAAUACUCUCGAUUCAUUGGAGAAGAAGUUGAUGAGAUGCCGAAUACUUGGUUUCCUCUUCCACCAUUUUCCGGGUCUCCAGUUGAAUGGUAGAUUCACUACUGAGAUCAUAACGAUCAAUGGCGACGACGAAAAACUACUGGAAUUAGGGGAGCAAUUCUAUCAGCUUCUCGUUAAGCUGUUCUCAGCUAACAAGGGGCGCACGCCGACGCCUACAUCUCACCCGUCUAGACCGUCCUUUGACCAAUCCGUAAAGGAGAUGAAGGCCAGAUUGAACGGGCCCCCUCCAAAUCAUCAAAUGGCUAAGAGGCUCGCCCUCGCCAGGGAUGGUUAUCGGUGUGUUAUCACCAAAGUUUAUGACUGGUCGUACGUCAAGGACAACACAGAGUUGCUAGGUUCCAUUAGGACGGAUGGAGGGCGCAUGGGAGUCACUGAGUGUGCUCACACCUUUCCGGAGUCUAUCAAUGCAAAUACCACAUCAGGCUCAAAUAAAGAGCACUAUGCUGCUUCUGUUUGGGCAGUACUUGACCGCUUCGGCUACGGACACCUGCAGCAGGAGCUCAAUGGUAUCGGUAUAAAUCGACUCGAAAAUGUCAUGACGAUGGAUUUAACCCUUCACAAGCUGUUUGAUUCGCUGCAGAUUUGGUUUUGUGAAACGGACGUACCCAAUGUAUACGAACUUGAUUCAGUCGAGGAUCUCCUGCUUCGUGAUAUCCCACGAUCUGUUACCUUUUCAACGACGGAUCCGGAGCUUUCCCUCCCCAGUUCAACCUACCUUGCUAUUCAUGCUGCUUGUGCCAAGGUUGCCCAUCUCUCCGGUGCAGGUGAGCAUAUUUUGAAGACGUUCAGAGACAUGGGAGACAUGGGAGUCUUAGCGGAGGACGGAGGGUCGGGAGAGCUUUUAUGCCAAGCGCUUCAGUCUCAGGGCGCGCCCAUUUCAGUCUAAUGUAUGUACUUUGAUUAUCAAGACGUUUGUGGGAUGGUAUAUCCGAUAGCC